Molecule: messenger RNA, 4158 nt
Organism: Cyclospora cayetanensis
Lineage: Eukaryota; Apicomplexa; Conoidasida; Eucoccidiorida; Eimeriidae
Exons: 13
Biological process (GO): protein import into nucleus
Cellular component (GO): cytoplasm; nuclear membrane
Source: RefSeq, a predicted model, not a curated record
AUGGACGCUGAGGGCACCGUGGGGACCCCAGUGGGUCCCCACUCACAACGCACAACAGAACACUAUUUGGCAAACGGCUCUAAUGGGGAGGGCCUGGGGACUCAUAGACUUCCUCACACAGUGGAGUAUACUGAAGAAGGCGUGGUGGAAAUGGUUCGUUGCCUUAACUCGUCGGAUGCCUGUCCCCAAGGGGCUCCAACAAAACCCACCGCAGAUGAAUACCUCACAGAGUUUCAGCGACACCCCAGUGCGUGGAGUAUUUGCAUUUCAAUCCUCAACAAGCACGCAGCACUCCAGAAGCCUCACUAUGGAUCAGCAGUCCAGAGCGCUCCUACCGAGCUUCUCCACUUUGCAGCUCAGACUCUUGCAGCGCAGGCUCGCGCUGGCUUUCCCCAGCAGCUCUCAGCACUGUUGGGCAAUCAGAGGGCAGCGGGAGGUUCUAUGGUGGUCUCUGAUGACUCUGCGGUGGCCGCGUCCCGGGUCUAUGCAGAGCUACGUGACGGAUUGUUACAACUUGUCUUCGCUUUUCGAGAUGCUCCCAGACCAGUACUCCGUCAGCUUUGCAUAGCGUUAUCCUCUGCCAUACAUUUUGGUGCGGUCGGAGGCGAUGGGUCUACAGGGUCCGGGGGACCUUACUUGGAACCUGUGCUGGAGUCGCUCGGCCGUCAGGCUGGGACGGAAGGCUUCUUGCCUUUGCUCGAGCUGCUGACUUUGAUUCCCGAGGAGCUUUGCACGAAAAGGAAUGCACUACCUGAGGACCAACGCGUACCAUGUCUCGCGCGUUGCAUCUGCAACAACACCGUGGACGUGCUGAAGGCUGUUGAGUCUAUGUUUUUGCAAGCAAAGGCAGCCCAUGAUAAAGCAGCACCUCAGGAGAGGCCCCACUGGCUGUCCAUCCUUCAUGCCGCGGUGAAGACUCUGCAGUCUUGGCUGGCUGCUAUUUGCUGCUGGAUGCAGCUGCUGGAAGGGGAGCAAGGGCCGGCGCACGGUGCACGAGGGAUGGAAGACGCAUUGGAAGUCUUGUCUCUCGCGCUGCACCAUGUGGCAGAGGGCCAGAUGUUUGGCGUUGUGCUUCGGGGAGUGACCUCUGAGGGCUUGGACACUCUGCAACUCUCCUCAGAAUGCGUCGUGUCGGUUACCGCUGCAGCAUCGCUGCUGGAGGACACAACAAAGGGCAGCAAGGUAGACUGUCCGCAGAAUAUCAUGGGGCUCAGCCAAGUAAAUGGCAGCAGUGGCUCCACUCUGCCGGGGGACGACCGCAAGGAUGAGGGGUCUGUAAGCCCAGCGCUCAUUAGCUCUAUCGUUAAAGCCUACGGAGAUGGCUGCAAUACCGCUUUGGCUGCAGCAAAAGCGCAACCGAGAGGCAUUGCUGCUUUCGACGCUGAAAGGCUACAGCUCUUUGCUCAGGGCCUCCUUGAGCUUGCAAAGACACAGAUCCCUCGCUUGUUAGUCAGCAUAGCCGAGGGGGAGGCAUGGCUGGAGGACGGCGGUUCUGCGGGUAGGCCUGCUACUCACACUGCAGAAACAAGGUUUCUGCAGCCCUAUAUCGAGAGUAUCUGUGAGCUCUCAAGAGCUCUGCUUCACCACCCCUCAUACGAAGUGAAGGAGGUCGCUGUCGCAUUUUUCCGGAAUCUCCUGAAUGACAUUAUGGGGCUCAUGGAGGAGGAGAGGCGGCUAGCAUCCUGGCGAGACCAUCUUCGUGAUGAAGCAGCAGCAGCAGCUGCGGGGUCGGCAGACACGACCGCAAAUGCACGAAAUAUAGAAGAGUCGCUGAGUGAUAUUGAAUGCCGAUACACGCGAAUUAUGGACGCUUUGGCCUUCCGCGAGCCCGUGUUGUCACGCCUUUUCCGUCCGCUGACUGAAGCAGCGGUGCAGGAGCUGAAGCCCCCCCUGCUGGCUCUCAUGCGUGAAGAAAUUGAGUACGAUACCUGGCAAAGCUUCAGGACAGAACUUGCUACCACCGUGACGGAAGCCGCUGUACUCCUAGACUUGGAGCGUGCGUGCAAUGCCGCAGCGGCUCAGCUCAUCAGCCUUCUGAAGGACCCUCAGGAAAGUUACAUCUCCCACCGCAUCGCGCCUCUUCUCGCAGUUUCCUCCAGACUUCUUUGUGCUUGCACGUGCCCACCAGGCAAACGUAGUUCUCUGUAGCCUUUGCUGUUUUUGCCGCAGGUGGGUACCCUGGAUUCGUGGCUAGAGAUUGAGGCCCGGCUCUUCUUUGUCACAACAAUUGCGAACCGGAUCCAUCUCUCCAUCACAGACUCUACUGAGAGAGACUCGAAAGGGGUAUUCGAAACCGGGACUGCGUACACAGACCCGGAGCGAAACUCCUUUGUGUUACAGCUGUUCCAAGGCCUGCCGCAGCUGCGCUUCCCGGCGGAACCCCGGCAGAGCUCUGCUGUCUACACGCAAGCCACCGACAAUGAGGUGGCGUCUCUCUUCCUACAUGCAGCUGUAGCUCGGGCAACCGCUUGGUUAGCCGCAAGCGUCGUUCCUCAACACCAGGAGAUGUUUGCGCCGCUUUUCUCCCUUCUGGUCUCGCGCUCCUUGCAGUUCGUGGCAUCCUUGCCGGAUGCGCCGAAGGAUUCGAAUGUGCAUCUGUUGAGAAACGCCACAGAGGCGCUUCUCGUUGAGGGUGUAUCUUCGCUUGUAGCGGCUGCUUCUGCCUUCAUUCCCUCUCCUGGAAGGGAAGAAGACGUACACGCGCUACUAAACGCGCUCAUCGGGGCCUUCUCCAGGCCUGGCCUGAGCCUUGAAAACAGUUCAUCUCUGGUUAUGACGGCUGGCUAUGUUAUUUCUUGCCUCGACGCACCUUGCAUCCGCGAUCUUUUCCCAAGACUUUUGCAGUCUCUGGGUGAGGAGCUUGAGAGGUCUUUGGCGGAUCCACGGUGCGCCACCGCAACACUUAAGAGAAACCUGGCGUUGUUUUUCUCGGCACUACAAUCAGUCCAGCCAGCGCAAGAUUACUGCCCUCCGCCUCCGUGCCAGUCCUUUGAGGCGCUCAGCCCGCGCAGCCCCUACCGACAUCCUGUCCUGGAUGCAGUGGAAGGGAGCUGGCCCACUGUAGAAAAGGCCAUGACACAGAUUCAACGGAGCGAGUUUCUCUACGACGUUACCUGCUAUGGCCUUGUUGCCCUCUGUGCACAAUGCCGCUCCCACGUUCCACGCUAUCGGUUGUUUUACUCCUUCUUGCAGCUCCUGUCUUCCACUUUUGCCGAGUCGCCAACAGUGUACCACCUGGGGGCCCUGCGCUCCCUGCAAGGGAUCUUCUCAAACUCCCAGGAGGCUUGUGUCAGGCGAGCCGUUGCUACAGCCCUGGAAGGCUGCGUCGGUACAAUAUUACAAAAGAUCAAGGUGGGGGUUGUGUCCAAUUGGGCACACAAGGCUAACAGACGCGAUGAAACCAACUGUCCAGUCAGCGUAGAGGGCGAGAAGUACAUUUACAGCCAGCCGGACCUCGUUGGCAUCUCUACUGAUUGCGUGAACGUUGCUCUCCUUCACCCUCUUAGUGCUCAAGCUAUCGUUGGCUCAGCAUGGUUCAAAGAUCUCACCACUCUGGUGAUCCGGUGCACCCCGACCUGCAACCACCCCAAGGUCUUGCAUACCUACAUGGUCUUCCUCUCUCGUAUCGCGGCUUGGACAGAACCCCCCGCGAUUGUCCAUUCCUUCCAAGUUGGAGGGCCGAUUCCUUGGCUCGAGGAGGCAUCGCAAGAGACUUCUGCAGUCAUUAUGUCCCUUUUGAGCCUCCCCUUCCCUCCACCCUGUCCUUCGAAAGGGGGAGGGAAGCAGCCACCCAGCAGCUUCUUGGCUGAGACCAUAGCCGCAGUGAUACUGGCCCUCACCAGUGUACACGCUGCGCCGCAAUCUUGGAUUGGCAGCGCCGCUCAAACUAUUCUUCCUCUGCUUCGACAUUCCAUCCUCGAGGUUGCGACCAAAAAGGCGAUUGAAACUGCACUCCAGGCUCUCGAUGUUCACAUCAUGGACGAGCAUCAAAAACGGGAGUUUUGCUGGAGGUGCACUGGUCAGCUGUCGAUGAGGGAAAUGUGCGCUCUGCUGCAGCAGACAGCAGACGAUACAAAGGCUUCGUAUGUAAGGAACAAGUUUGCACUUGGAGGUCCCUCUAGGCCAGCGCAAUAUCAAGGCGCUGCUGCCGCGCAUUGA